GUCGUUGAGUUGAUGGUCCCAAUUUCCUGCUAUAAGUACGUCUCGGUUGUAGUACUUCUCAUGGUCAUGCAAAGAAAGAAAGACAAGCCCACCCCAAAUAACCUAAACAACCUGCCAUGGCCUCAUCUCUGAACCAACUCUCGCCGCUGUUCCUCGUUUAUGUCCUUCUCAUGCUCACGCAAGAAAUGCCUUGUCUCGCUUCAUCUCGAAGCUCUACUCUAAUGGCCGUUGGUGCUAGUAACCAAACCAGAAAGGAGGAAGUGGAGGCACUCCUAACAUGGAAAUCUAAGCUAGACAGCCAGAGUCGCUAUACUUUGUCUUCGUGGAGUGGAAGCAACCCUUGUUCAUGGCGCGGAAUCGAUUGUGAUCUUCCUGGGAGAGUUGUGAGCUUGAACCUCUCAGAUUCUGCCAUACAAGGUAUGCUUCAUCAUCUCAAUUUCUCUCGAUUGCCCAACUUGGUCGCUCUAGAGCUUGCCAACAACUCGCUUUUCGGAAAAAUCCCUCCGAGCAUGGCUCUUCUUGCCAAGCUUACUCAUCUGAAUUUGUCUCGAAAUAACCUUUCGGGAAACAUCCCAACUCAACUCGGGUCGUUGCGAUCUUUACAAGUUCUCGAGCUUUCGAAUAAUAACUUCAAUGGCCCAAUUCCCAAUGAGAUAGGUAGCUUGAGCAACUUGACCGGCCUAUUUCUUUCCGAUAAUAAGCUUUCUGGUUUCAUCCCUAAAGAAAUAGGAAGGCUCAAGUCCCUCAGUUACCUUAUGUUGAUGAACAAUCACAUCACCGGUCCUAUUCCUUCUUCCGUGGGAAACAUGAGCAGCUUGAUAAAGAUGUGGCUUUUUAAUAAUCAACUUAUUGGGGCCAUUCCAGAGGAAAUAGGAAUGUUGGGGUCUCUCAGUGAACUUGAUUUAUCAAACAAUCAUCUCAAUGGAACCAUCACUACAACUCUAGGAAAUCUAAGUAAUUUGGCAUAUCUUUACCUCUAUGGCAACCAACUUUCUGGCUCCAUACCUAUGGAAGUGGGAGGAAUGAGAUCCCUCAUACAUUUUCAAUUGCUAUUCAAUGAUUUAACUGGUCCUAUCCCGACAUCCAUAGGAAGCUUGAGCAAUCUCAAUGUUCUUUUCCUUUCCCACAAUGAGCUUUCCGGUCCUAUCCCGUCAUCCUUAAGAAACUUAAGCAAUCUCAAUAUUCUUUCCCUUUUCAAUAAUAAGCUUUCUGGUCCUAUCCCGUCAUCCUUAGGAAACUUAAGCAAUCUCAAUAUUCUUUCCCUUUUCAACAAUGAGCUUUCUGGUCCUAUCCCGUCCUUCAUAAGUAACUUGAACAAUUUGAAUGGUCUUUUCCUUUCCAACAAUAAGCUUUCUGGUCCUAUCCCGUCCUCCGUAAGUAACUUGAGCAAUUUGAAUAAUCUUUUCCUUUCCCACAAUGAGCUUUCCGGUCCUAUCCCGUCAUCCUUAGGAAACUUAAGCAAUCUCAAUAAUCUUUCGCUUUUCAACAAUGAGCUUUCCGGUCCUAUCCCGUCCUCCAUAUGUAACAUGAGAAAUUUGAAUAAUCUUCUCCUUUCCAACAAUGAGCUUUCUGGGCCUAUCCCGUCCUCUAUAGGCAUCUUGAGCAAUUUGAAUUAUCUUUCGCUUUCCAGCAAUGAGUUGUCGGGUCGCAUCCCACCAUCCAUCGGUAAUUUGAGCAAUCUGAAUGUUCUUGACCUUAGCCAAAAUGAGUUGUCAGGCUUUAUUCCGAAAGAGAUUGGAAAACCAAGAUUCCUCAGUCAUUUGAGUCUACAUCUGAAUGACCUAGGGGGCUUUCUUCCCAUCGAGAUAAACAAUCUCACAUCCCUCGCAUUCCUGCAGCUAUCUGAUAAUGACUUUGUUGGCCAAUUGCCACAAGAAAUGUGCAGUAGCCAAACUCUGGUAAAUUUUAGUGCAUCAAACAAUCACUUCACUGGACCCAUCCCAAGAAGCCUGAAAAAUUGUUCAACUUUGUAUAGAGUUAGGCUCGAAAACAACUCACUCACUGGAAAUGUAACCGAUGCUCUUGGUGUGUACCCCAAUAUGGAUUACCUUGAUUUGAGUAACAACGAAUUUCAUGACAGCAACCGCCUUACAGGCCACAUCCCUCAAAAACUUGGAGACUUGUCCAGUCUCCAGAAACUCAACAUUGCAGGGAACAACCUGAGUGGCUCAAUUCCUAUACAACUUGAGGGGUGCUCCAACCUUAUAUUCUUGAAUUUAAGCAGGAAUAAUCUUGAAAAUAGUAUUCCUAUGGAGAUCGGCAAUCUCCAGUCUCUUCAAGUUCUCGAUCUGAGUCAAAAUUUGCUCGAGGGAGGAAUACCCCAAAAGCUAGGGCUAUUGCACAGGUUGGAAUUACUCAAUCUCUCACACAAUCAGCUCUCCGGUUCAAUUGCGUCCACCUUUGAUGAUAUGGCGAGCUUGACAUCAAUCGACAUAUCGUAUAAUGAGUUAGAGGGUCCUUUACCAAACAUUACAGCCUUUCGUAAUGCUACGAUUGAAGUUGUGAGAGGGAACAAAGGCUUGUGUGGAGUUAUUGCUAGUCUUAACCCCUGCACAGCAACAACGUCGAAAGGGAAGAACAAAAACAAAAAGCUGCUGUUAACUUUGAUUCCUACUUUAGGUUGCCUACUUUCGUUGCUUCUUGUUGUGGGAAUUUCAAGUAUAAUAUGCCGUAGAUUAAGGAAAACAGAGCCUUGUUCGAACAACAGAAGCAAUGAAAACCCGUGGGCAGUACUGAGCUUUGACGGCAGAAUGGUCUAUGAGAGCAUUAUUGAAGCCACGGAGGAGUUUGAUGCCAAAUAUUGCAUCGGUGUUGGAGGACAUGGUAGUGUUUACAACGCCCGAUUGCAAACAGGUGAGAUUGUUGCUGUAAAGAAACUCAAGGAAGCAGUGGAUGUCGAAAUUGCUAGUCGAAAAGCAUUUGAAAGGGAGAUUCAUGCCCUGACCGAAGCUCGGCACCGGAAUAUUGUCAAGCUCUACGGAUUUUGCUCGAGUUCUCGACAUUCAUUUUUGGUGUACGAGUUCUUGGAAUCUGGCAGCUUGAAGGAUGUAUUGAACAAUGAAGAGAGGAUAACGACAUUUGACUGGAACAAGAGAGUGAAUGUUGUCAAAGGUGUGGCUUGUGCUCUGUGCUACAUGCACCAUGAAUGCUCUCCUCCUAUAGUUCAUCGAGACGUGUCGAGCAAGAAUAUUUUACUGGAUGAAGAAUACGAAGCUCACGUCUCUGAUUUUGGCACGGCUAAGGUCCUACAACCUUAUUCAUCCAAUUGGACUUCCUUUGCAGGCACUUUCGGAUAUGCAGCUCCAGAGCUCGCAUACACGAUGGAGGUGAAGGAGAAAUGUGAUGUUUAUAGCUUUGGAGUGGUGACAUUGGAAGUAAUCACGGGGAGACAUCCGGGCGAUCUCAUAUCGUCUCUCGCAUCUUCAUCUUCUUCUUCAUCAAGCAAUUCAACAGCUUCACAUUGGCCCCUAAAACAAGCUCUAGAUCAAAGAAUUCCGUACCCAGAUGGUGAUCUGCUAGGUCACGUGGUUUUCAUUGUAAAGAUGGCAUUUACAUGCUUGACUGCAAAACCAGAGCAUCGUCCAAGCAUGGAACAAGUGUCUCAACAGAUAUCGGCACGUGGGUCGAUCAUGAUAAGCGCGUUGGAGGACAUAAAAUUGGAAGAGCUAGUUGACCCUGGAUGCUUCACUUAUUGACAUUUUGGUCUCUCUGUUGCAGCUUGUGUACCAAGUUCUGUCUUUGAUUUCUCUUACAAGGAUGAUAUGCACUG
Rhodamnia argentea is the source of this 3769-nucleotide messenger RNA. RefSeq names its product MDIS1-interacting receptor like kinase 2-like. NCBI's taxonomy places the organism in Eukaryota, Viridiplantae, Streptophyta, Magnoliopsida, Myrtales, Myrtaceae. Gene Ontology annotation, molecular function: protein binding; ATP binding; protein kinase activity. Gene Ontology annotation, cellular component: plasma membrane. The record is from RefSeq and is a predicted model, not a curated record. Gene Ontology annotation, biological process: protein phosphorylation; hormone-mediated signaling pathway. The coding region runs from base 117 to 3695 and encodes 1192 amino acids. The transcript has 3 exons.